Molecule: messenger RNA, 936 nt
Organism: Temnothorax curvispinosus
Lineage: Eukaryota; Metazoa; Arthropoda; Insecta; Hymenoptera; Formicidae
Product: odorant receptor 4-like
Exons: 8
Coding region: 20-781 (253 amino acids)
Biological process (GO): detection of chemical stimulus involved in sensory perception of smell; sensory perception of smell
Cellular component (GO): plasma membrane
Molecular function (GO): olfactory receptor activity; odorant binding
Source: RefSeq, a predicted model, not a curated record
UGCUAUUAUUUCCGUGCCAAUGUGGCCGCGCAUCCUCGAUAUCGUUAUGCCCAUGAAUGAAUCUCGGCCACGUAUAACGAUGCCUAUCCCGACUGAAUACUUUGUCGAUCAGGAAAAGUAUUUCUAUUUAAUCUUGCUGCACUUAAAUGUAGCUACUUGCAUAGGAGCAACUGCAUAUAUAGCAACAGGAACAAUGCUCAUAACAUACCUCAAACAUGCCUGUGGAAUGUUUAAGAUUGCUAGUUAUCGUAUCGAGCGAGCAAUGAUGAUCAAUAUUUUACAAAAUAGCAUGGAGAAUGAAAUUAUGAUUUAUAAGGCAAUGAUUUAUGCCGUCGAUAUCCAUCGUAAAGCUAUAAAAUUUGCCGAACUUUUGAUAACCAACUUUGAGGGAUCAUUCUUAUUUUUAAUCGCAGUUAGUGUGUGUUGCUUGAGCCUCAACCUUUUCCGAAUUUUUCAAAGUGUAACGUUUGGCAACAGUAAAGAAGAACUUUUAUUACACUUUCUAAUUGUAGCUAUCAUCCUUUUAUAUAUGUUCUUAGCCAACUAUGCUGGACAAGAAAUCACGGAUCACAAUAACCAUGUAUUUUCCACAGCAUAUAAUGUUCGUUGGUAUACUGCACCGUUAUCCAUACAGAAGCUGAUAUUAUUUUUGUUACAAAGAGGUAGCAAAACUUUCAGUCUAAACGUUGGUGGAUUGUUUGCAGCAUCCUUAAAGUGCUUCGCCUCGCUAACGAGUGCGUCGAUAUCUUACUUCACCGUCAUAUACUCUACACAGCAAUGACGUGAUUGACGUGAAGACACAUCAUCUAAUAGUAUAUAAGAAUUAAGUAGAGAGGAAAUAAUUAGUUGAUUUACAUACAUGUACAUAUUGUAGAGUCGACAUAACAUCGACAGAAUUAACUAUGAGUAUAAGAAACUUGAGCAAUAAUAAUAUUG